Rubroshorea leprosula is the source of this 1146-nucleotide messenger RNA. NCBI's taxonomy places the organism in Eukaryota, Viridiplantae, Streptophyta, Magnoliopsida, Malvales, Dipterocarpaceae. The record is from the annotation of a GenBank genome assembly.
AGCCACUUUGGGGUUUUUAACUAUUUAUUUUUCCUUUUGCAGUCUCGUUGCAGGUUCUCUCUCAUGCAGGGUGCAGCUUUGUGAUUGUGGAAGGCAAGCAGAAGACUUUAGUACUGUAUUUACAAGAAGGUUGGAUGGAAACAAAUUCUGUAAGAUGUCUUAUCAACAGUAUUUCUCUAUUCAUUCAUCUGGUUUCAUGCCAGAAAAUGAAACUUAUGCCCGUUGAAGAGGCUUACAGAAUUAUGGUUGUUGUUUUAAAACUUUUGAAACCACUGCUUGAUGAAGUUGUUGAUUACAAGAUACCAUUCGAUGCAAUUCUAUAUAAAGAAUGCGAAGAACUAGAUGUGUCUGUUAAUGAGGCUCAGGAACUGAUGGAGAAUUGGCGUCCAAAACUGAGCAAGAUCUACAGUGUGGGUAAUGCACUACUGUUGCUAAAUACCCUUCCUGUAGGUGAAAUGCUUACUAGAAGGAUAACAAUGGUGUUAGAAGAACAGGUUCUGCAGAGCGAAUCCUUUCUGGUGAAAAUGAUAAGCUCUUCACUUAACAUAUGUCACAUCUUAUAUAGACUGUUAGAGUCAUCUCCAUCCACUUCAAGCAUGAAUGAUGUACAGCAUUGUAUCCAGCAAAUCAAAUGUUUGAAGCAGGAAAGGAUAGCAGAAGAUAUAGAGGAGGUUUUGAGAAGUCAAAGAGAUGGUGUACUUCCAUUCACUAAUAAUCUUAUAAAAGUUAUUCAAUCCCUGAACUUGACAUCAAACCAGGAACUUUGAGAGAAAGUGUAGCCAUAGAGGAAGCAAGAAAGAAUGCUUAAGCCAGAAAAGUGGAAGGGAAACAGGAGCAAUUUGACCAACUUGUGGAUCUGAUCUCUCGCAUACGUGAUUGUAUGCUGAAAAUUGAGUACUUUGAAUCCACAAGUGGAGUCCUGAUACCUUCCUACUUCUGUUGUCCCUUGUCAUUGGAACUUAUGGUAGAUCCUAUCAUUGUGGUUUCUGGUCAAACUUAUGAUAGGAUCCAAAAGUGGCUGGGUCAGGGGUUCACCAUUUGCCCCAAGACUUGUCAAACACUCACACAUGCAAAUCUCAUUCCCAAUUACACUGUCAAGGCUAUGAUAGCAAGUUGGUGUGAUGGAAACAAAAUGCCACUUCCCAA